UUCUUUUAAAUUCCAGUGAGAACUUCUGAUUACAUUGUAUGUUAAGCUCACCUACUCCUUUGUCUAAUGAUGUGGAUGAUUGCUUGAAGUAGAAAUGGGGAAUGUUCAGCUGCAAGUGAAUGACUUCACACCAGUGCGACCUGAUGAGAGAAAAGAACUAAAGCUGACCAGAAAAAUCACUAGUAGUGAUUACCAGAAGCAUGUUGCAGGUGAGGAAUUAGAAGGAGCAUUGACUGAGUUACCUUGGGCUUUGGUUGACUCUAUUUCAUUAUUUGAACACAUGGAUGCUAGUUUCAAUCAUAUAUCCGCUAUACCACCAGAGAUACCUCUCCGUCUCCCUCAUCUCUCCUACCUCAAUAUGAGUCACAACCGUAUUACUCUUCUACCAGAUAGCUUCUCUCUUCUAUUUCAUCUCAAGACAUUGCUCAUCAAUCAUAAUGAACUUGAACAUCUCCCGGAUUCUUUCAUCCAUCUUGUAAAGCUUGAAAAGCUGGAUAUAUCUAGCAACAAACUCAAGUCUCUGCCAGAGAAUAUAGGAGGCAUGGAAUCACUACAUAAGUUGAAUGUCAUGGAUAAUUUGUUAACACUGUUGCCUUCAUCUCUUGGGAAGUCUAGCAUCAUGGAAGUUUUGUUGGCUUCUAAUAACAGAUGCACAUCUCCUCCUCAGAGUAUAUGCGAUGAAGGGACAGAGAAGACUUUGCAGUUUCUCAGGAAGCAGUCUGAAAAUGGAUACAUUCCGAAAAAGAGCAAUACAGGAAAUGUUUUCAAACGAUGUAGAGGUGACGUCUUGCAAUCACGUGUUGCCAACCCCCACUGUGCGCAGGCACAGUAUGCCCAAGAGCUGACAGAGACUACCAAUACAAAGAGCAGAAUUCGCACCCCCUUGAGACCGCCUCCAGGUGCUACUACUCUAGAAGCAGAUGAGCUUAUGGAUAAGGUAGUUGGUCUGUUGUAUGGUGCUGCUAUUGGUGAUGCUGUUGGUCUGUGUACAGCUUGGAUGACAGAAGAUGAAUGCAAGUUCCAUUAUGAUGAACAUACUCUUCAUCCAAAUCAGAAGAUAAGUGAUAAACACAGACUUCAAUGGGCCAAGGGAGAUUGGACUACUGCAUUUGAUCAAUUGGUUUUGACCUUAGACUCUAUACUCCAAUGGGCUGGUGUGGUAGAUGAAUUAGACUUUGCCAAACGACUUGUUCAUUGGUACAACCAUGGUUUUCCAGAGCUAGGUGAUACCAAAGGAUUUGAAGGAUUCAGUAAUACUGUGGCUAAGGUGAUAGCCAAUCCCUUGUUCUGUCAAGAACCCAGUGCCAUAGCAAGAGGAUUAUGGAAUAGGAAUUAUGAUGGUCAUGAUGCUGAUUCAUGCGAACAUCUAGCUGAUAAUUCUGCUGUAGUAAGAACGGCUAUCCUUGGAGUACCUCAUUUCUACAGGCUAGAUGAAGUUGAGGAGAAUGCUUUAAGGAUAUGUACAUCAACACACCAGGAUCCAAGAUGUCAGGCCAGCUGUGCAUUCUUGUCAUCACUCAUAGCAUUAAUUCUUCAGAAUGAUUGUAACUCUUCAUCAGAGGAGCUUUCUCUUGAUAAGAUUAUUACCAUGGCAAUUGAAGUUGGAAGAAAGCACCUAAUCCAUGAUGAACAUCAACAUAUGUUCAACAAAUACUGUUCUGUAUCAUGUGUUGACAGUUUGAGAUCUCUUGAUAAUAACAAGCCAAGUCACACGUUUAGACCAGUGGCCACUUGUAUAACAGCUCUUAAGAUGUCUAGGAAUACAAACUUCAGGUCAUUGAUAACACAGAUUGCAAUGCAAGGAGGUGAUAGUACCCAUAAUGCAUCUGUAGCUGGUGCUGUUUUAGGCUGUUGGUUUGGCUUCAAGAAUCUACCUCCUUCUUGGGUGAAGUGCUUCAAAAAGAGUUAUACCACAUGGCUUGAUGUUAAGAUCAAUGCUCUAUUAGACAUGAUGGGGCUUCCUUAAUUUUUUUCUUAGGUUGUCAGGAUAGUCAUUUCAGAUGUAAGAUAUGGCUGCAAGGGCUUACAGGGAUCACUAAUGGAAAGGUCAUUAGAGAAUAUGCAAUUUCAUAAAGUUAGUGAACUGAUUUUCUACUUUAGGACAUUUCAUUUGUUUAGAUUACAUCAGUUUUAUGAGGCUUUUAGAUCUUAUGCUUCAUACCAUAUAUUAAAAAAAUAAUAAAUCCUCAUUUAUAUGAAAAUGUGUUCAAAUGUGUCAAGACUUUUUCAAGAUUUUUGAAAUAUUUUAUGAAAUUAUUUCUUUCAUAGAGAAGAGAUGUUAUUUUUUUUUUACUUUUCUCUUCCAAUUUAUGUUCUAUUUAGUUUGUUUAUAUACUCAAAUGUUCAAGCUAUAUGUGAAGUUGGGUAUCAAGUGUAUGAAUUAAUUUACUUUCUUGAUGUGUACUUUUGAGAAUUUUAGCUAUUUUAUUGCCUAAAAUUUGUAAAGCACCAUGGCUGUCAUAUUAAUUACUCCAAAUAUCAUGGCCCAAGUUCAUUAUCAUUUGUUUGUGUGUAAAACUUUGCUCUUCAGUCAUAUCAUAUGCAGGUUAUUCAAUUUGCAUGUUAGUUAGGUAUUUUCUCAGUAAUGGAAAAUCAAAAGACUGAUAAAAAUAAAAAUAUUUGUAAAAAAAUGUGAAAAGAGAAUAUAUUGAAUUUCAAAUAUACUAUUAAGUAUUAUCUAAUUUAUUUUUAUAUUGGCAUUGACUAUACUCUUGUCUUUAAUCUUGCCUUUGAUCUUGUUUAUGCUUGAUUUAUUUGUCUUAUCUUUUAAAUGAACCCGUCAAUUGAUCAGGAAGAGGGAUCUGUACAGUUUGGACACCUCUGUCUUAUGAUGUAAGUUA
Lytechinus pictus (painted urchin) is the source of this 2840-nucleotide messenger RNA. RefSeq lists its product as uncharacterized. The record is from RefSeq and is a predicted model, not a curated record. The coding region runs from base 95 to 1966 and encodes 623 amino acids. The transcript is spliced from 9 exons. Lineage: Eukaryota; Metazoa; Echinodermata; Echinoidea; Temnopleuroida; Toxopneustidae. Gene Ontology annotation, molecular function: protein binding.